Messenger RNA from Fomitopsis serialis, 621 nucleotides. RefSeq names its product DUF124-domain-containing protein. The transcript has 3 exons. Bases 1 to 621 code for a protein of 206 amino acids. NCBI's taxonomy places the organism in Eukaryota, Fungi, Basidiomycota, Agaricomycetes, Polyporales, Fomitopsidaceae. The record is from RefSeq and is a predicted model, not a curated record.
AUGCUUUACAUGCGGCUGCAGCCGGGCUACGAGGUGCUCACGAAGCCGGGCUCACUCGUCUCGAUGGAGGCGACUGUGCAGGUCAAGGGCAAGAUGAACUUCACUUUGAAGAAACUCUUCACCGGCGGAGAGUUGACAUUCGCCCACUUCUUCGGGCCCGGAGAGGUCGUGGUGGCGCCCGCGACGUGGGGCGACAUCGCGCAGAUCCAGAUGGAUGGAAGCUCGCCGUGGUACUACGGCAAGCACGCGUUCCUCGCGUGCACACCAGGCAUUCACAUGUCCACCAAGUCGCAGAGUUUCGGCAAAGCGCUCUUCUCCGGCUCCGGCCUGUUCGUCGGCGAGGCGCAGGGCGCAGGGAUGCUCUUCGUGCACGGCAUGGGCGCGGUGAUCGCGCGCGAGCUGCAGCCGGGCGAGCAGUGGAUCGUGAACAACGACCACCUCGUCGCGUGGAACUGCCAGUACAAUGUGGAGAGGAUCCAGGCGGGCGGCAUCGUCUCGACGCUGCAGAGCGACGAGGGCGCGGUGUGCAGGUUCACAGGCCCGGGGAUGGUGUACGUCCAGUCGAGGAGCCCGCAGCAUUUGAUAAACUGGAUUUCGGAGCACCUGCCGACGUCCGGGUGA